Molecule: messenger RNA, 1206 nt
Organism: Paramecium pentaurelia
Lineage: Eukaryota; Ciliophora; Oligohymenophorea; Peniculida; Parameciidae
Source: the annotation of a GenBank genome assembly
AUGUAUAGAAUUGACAACUUAAAUUUAGAGAAUUUUGAGAAGAUUGUGAUCUAAUUUCCUAGUAAUUAAUUACAAGAAUCUUAAACUGUGUGGAGAUAACUAAAUAAAAAAUACCCAAAUAAGUAAUUCAUUAUUUCAGCUGAUCCAUUACAUUCAUCCUGUUGUGUAAAUGUAAUUGGAGCACGACAUAUAAAACAUGAUUUAAUUAUUCAUUUUGGAGAAACAUGCUUCUCAGAAUCUCAAUCAGAUAAUAUUAUGUAUGUAUUACCUUAUUUUGAAUACGAUUCAGCUGCAUUAAUUAAAUCUAUAGAAUCAAUUGAAUAAUCAUCUUGGGUUUUAUUUGAUUAAAAAUAUGAUCACAUUUAGAUUGAUGAAAGUAAACACAUAUUUCUUUAAUUCUAAAAGUAAUUGAAUUAAUAACAAACACAACAUAUUGCUUGUGGUUAUCAUGCAGCUGAAUUAAGAAAAUAAUUAAUAUUUAUAGGAUCUGAAGAUAGUGAAUUGUUAUAAAGAUUUAUUUUACAUUUUGAAUAUGGAAAAAUAGAAAAAUGUUAUAUCAUAGAUCCUAUUACAUGUUAACAUUAAAUAUUAUCAAUUAAUUAGAUGCCAUUAAUAAUCAAAAGAACAAAAUAAGUUGAAGAAGCAUCUGAAUGUAAAUGUUUUGGUAUUCUAAUUAAUAAUUCUACUGCUAAAUAUACUAAAAAUGCAUAUAAAGCAUGCAAAUAGAUUUUAAAAAAUAAUCAAAAAAAAUACUUUACAUUUUCAAUGAACAGUCUCAAUGAAGCUAAACUUGGAAACUUUCCUGAAAUUGAAGCCUAUAUUAUUAUAAGUUGCUAUAGAAAUUCUAUUAUUGAUACCAAAAAGUAUUAUAAAUUGAUUAUCACUCCCUUUUAAUUACUUUAAGCAUUUUCAGAUGUUAGAUAUUUAGUCUAAAGUGAUUUAAGUUUACUUGAAUAAGAAUAACAAUAAGAAGACAAUCAAAUUAUUUAAAAAGAAUAAAUAAAUAAAUAAGAAGAAUGCACUGCUUUAUUAGCUUAAAAUAAUGAAAAUCAAUUAAUAGCAUUAGAUAAAAUAUUCUAAACUUUAGAUUUUUAUAAGAAUAGAUAAUAUUAAGGAUUAUAAAUUAGAGAAAAUCUUGAACCAGCAUAAUUAGAAAUUGGAUUAAGUGGAAUAGCAAGUUUUUAUGAAAAAGAAGGAAAUAAAUGA